AUGUCACAUACCUCGAGACAGACUGGUUUCACAUCGUGGAGCAUCGGGUUCACUGCCAACAACGCCUCUACCGCACGUCCAGUUCUAGACCCACACAUCUACGAUAUCAAGACCGCGAUCUCCAACAUGGGCGUCAUCGCUAGCAGCAUCUUUUCCGCUGGACAGGCCACAAAUUCAAAUGUCGACAUCAAGGCCACUGCCAGACGCGAGGCGAUAUUCGCAGCCAUCGAUGCCGCUCUCGUAGGCCCAAAGGAUGGAGCACUCAACUCAUGUGGUACGAAAUGUGUCCAACCAUCCACAGGCAAGGAGAAGAGAAUAGCGGACCAACACCAUAGCCCAAUAAAAGCGAAGCUAGCGAAUAAGGACGCAGAGCCAGGCAGGAAGGACACCUCUGAUCUCGAUACACAUCAAGAAUUCCACUGGUGCAAAGUAUCAUCCAGAGCCGCAUUCAACCAACUAAGGUCACUGGGGACUUCCGAUUCCAAAUCACCAGCGCAGGAGUCAGAUUCGCUUUCGUCGAAAUUGACACGUGAAGAAAAGAUGGCAAUGCUUCGAGGCUACUGCGACUGUCCCGACUGUGCCCCAAGCCGCUAUGGCCAGUCAAGCGGUGACGACCCAUCAUGCAUCACGGACCUCAGGGACACCGCGAACCUCGGCAAACCCAUCGUCAAUCUCAUCGAAAGCCCACAAGGACACCAAAGAGGGUGGGGCCGUUGGGAACAGUGGAACAAAAGGUUCCGCGAUACUGGCUUCGGCGAGUCCGUCAUCGAAGCACUGCCUGAUUUAUCAGAAAUCACUGAUACCUUCAGCCAACUCUUCUUCGCAGGGCAGCUUGGACCCGAGCCUGUCCGCACACUGUGGGCUCAUUUGGAUUCGGACGUCCUGGGUUCAACAGUAAUGCGCGUCAUUGAAAACCAGGCCAGUGUGCCAUGUGUUCGCGAGGCUAGGCAAUUGUAUCCUUGGCUUGUUGGAACGCCACAUGUGCAGUGCAGAGAUGACGACGCGGUAUGCUUCGAGAUUACAGCCUACCGGGACAGGCGCGUGCUUCCUUGGUCGCCAUGGAAGAGACAUGACAGUGAUUACAUGCACCGCAGCAGGCGGAAGUCAAUCUAA
Molecule: messenger RNA, 1113 nt
Organism: Fulvia fulva
Lineage: Eukaryota; Fungi; Ascomycota; Dothideomycetes; Mycosphaerellales; Mycosphaerellaceae
Exons: 1
Coding region: 1-1113 (370 amino acids)
Source: RefSeq, a predicted model, not a curated record